CGAAUUCAUACAUCAGGUGAAGCCGGGUACCAAUGAAUUAAAUAGUGUUUGACCUUUGACAUUCAAGAUGGCGACUUCCAUAGAAGCGCGUGCUCCGUCAAAGUUCGGAGAAACAAAUAAAAGGCAUCCAAAGAAAACCUCCAGAUAUUUUGACACAAAUGUUGUGGAGGCAGAGAGUAAGCCAAACUCGGGAAAGCAGCACACCAGGAAAGCUCAGCGAAAAAGGCCCGUCUCAGAAGGUGAAGAAGAGGAGCCAAGAUGGAAGAAAGAGUUCUUAAAGUCGAGGGAGAAGAAGGAUCCAUUUGAAGGACCACCACCCCUCUCAGAGAAAAAAAUCAAGAAAUAUGUGCGAGGACAGAAAAAUAAAGUGACUGCUAAAUCUAUGCCAGAUUUAAGAGUGCGAAAGAGUUUGAAACGUUAUGAGGAGCGGUUGGAACUAGCCUCCAAACAAGCCGCUAGGACAGAGCUACUCCUACCAGAAGACAGCGGGUUCCUUGAAGCAGAUGAAGGGGAAGAGACGUACCAGAUCACUCAACAAGAUAUUAGUGAAGCUGUGGACAUCGCAAGUGCUACAAAAUCCUUUGAGCUGAAGAUGGACCGUUUUGGACCCUACCGUCUAAACUACACCAGGACCGGACGGCACCUCCUCCUGGCAGGGCGUCUGGGUCACUUAGCGGCCAUGGACUGGGUCAGUAAAAAACUCAUGUUUGAGAUCAACGUCAUGGAGUCCAUCCGAGAAGUCAGAUGGCUUCACUUAGAAACGAUGCUGGCUGUUGCCCAGAAGAAAUGGCUGUACAUGUACGACAACCACGGAGUAGAAAUCCACUGCAUCAAGAACAUGAACAAUGUCCUCAGAAUGGAGUUCCUGCCCCAUCAUUUCCUUCUAGCUACUGCGAAUGCUCAUGGCGUCCUACAGUACCUGGACACUUCAGUGGGUAAGAUGGUUAGUGAGAUUCCCACAAAAUGUGGCCGGCUAGACGUAAUGACCCACAACCCCAACAACGCAAUCGUCCAUCUAGGUCAUCCUGACGGCACAGUCACGUUAUGGAGUCCGACCGUCCGAGAGCCUGUGGUCAAGAUGUUGUGCCACAAAGCUGCAGUACGAGCCCUUGCCAUCGACUCGAAAGGACUCUACAUGGCCACAGCCGGUACAGACAGACAGCUCAAGAUAUUUGACGUGCGGACCUACAAGCCGCUACAAGUCUACCGUGUAUCCCGUGGGGCCGGAGACCUCAGUUUCAGUCAGAGAGGCCUAUUGGCUGCCAGCCUCUGCAACGUCGUCGAGGUCUACAAGGAUUGCUGCACAACCACCAUAGACAAGCCCUACAUGAGACAUACCCUGGGUUGCCCCAUCAGCGGACUCAGCUUCUGCCCUUACGAAGACGUCCUAGGAGUCACGCAUUCUAAAGGAUACGCAAGCUUACUUUUACCGGGUGCUGGUGAGCCCAACUUUGAUGCCUUGGAGGCCAACCCGUACCGGUCUAAAACACAGCGCAGAGAGUUUGAAGUCAAGGCUCUCCUAGAAAAGAUUCAGCCGGAGUUGAUCACUCUGGAUCCCCAAGCAAUUGGUUACAUCGACACAGCAACAAUGGACCAACGAGACAAAGAGAAACGAGAACUAUUUGGGAUUAAGCCACCGCCCAAAUUUGAACCUCGCUUUAAGAAGAAGGGGCGGAGCACUGCCUCCAAGAAAGAGCAGAGGAAACAGGGUCACAAGGAGGAAGAGAAGAGGGAGAAGCUUCGACAGGAAAGUUACAAGGUGCAAGAUGAAGAGAAGAAAGCAAAGAAGGAAAAAGAUGCCAAGAAAUCACUGGGACAUCUGACUGCCUUAGAUAGAUUCAAGAAAUGAUGAGACC
Molecule: messenger RNA, 1856 nt
Organism: Patiria miniata (bat star)
Lineage: Eukaryota; Metazoa; Echinodermata; Asteroidea; Valvatida; Asterinidae
Gene: wdr46
Product: WD repeat-containing protein 46-like
Exons: 14
Coding region: 68-1849 (593 amino acids)
Biological process (GO): maturation of SSU-rRNA from tricistronic rRNA transcript (SSU-rRNA, 5.8S rRNA, LSU-rRNA)
Cellular component (GO): 90S preribosome; small-subunit processome; nucleolus
Molecular function (GO): protein binding
Source: RefSeq, a predicted model, not a curated record